ACGCUGAAGUUUUCUCCCCGCUGCGCUGGAACUCACCCCCGGCAGCUGGCGCCCGGGCCAUGCGGGAGCGCUGGGGACGCGCAGCAGCAUGAAGGGCGGCGAUCGGGCUUACUCCCGAGGUCCCUCUUUGGGGUGGCUCUUGGCGAAGUGCUGCUGUUGCUUCCCUUGCAGAGAUGCAUAUUCUCAUUCCUCCAGUGAAAAUGGAGGCAAAUCGGAGUCCGUGGCCAACUUGCAGACUCAGUCCUCCCUGAACUCCAUCCACAGUUCCCCGGGUCCCAAGCGCUCCACCAACACGCUUAAAAAGUGGCUGACAAGUCCCGUGCGUCGGCUCAACAGUGGGAAAACAGAUGGAAACAUCAAAAAGCAGAAGAAAGUGCGCGAUGGUCGGAAGAGCUUCGACCUGGGAUCUCCCAAGCCUGGGGAUGAGACCACUCCACAGGGAGACAGUGCCGAUGAGAAGAGCAAGAAAGGUUGGGGUGAAGACGAGCCAGAUGAAGAAUCACACACACCUCUCCCUCCACCAAUGAAGAUCUUUGACAACGACUCCACGCAGGAUGAGAUGUCCUCCUCUUUGCUAGCAGCCCGGCAGGCUACCACUGAAGUACCGACUGCUGCAGACCUUGUCAGUGCAAUAGAAAAGUUGGUCAAAAACAAGCUGACUCUAGAAGGAGGGUCCUACAGGGGGAGCUUGAAGGACCCCACAGGCUGCCUGAAUGAGGGGAUGACCCCACCCACACCUCCUAGAAACCUGGAAGAAGAACAGAAAGCCAAAGCCCUCAGAGGCAGGAUGUUUGUCCUGAAUGAACUUGUACAGACAGAGAAAGACUAUGUCAAGGACCUGGGGAUUGUGGUGGAGGGUUUCAUGAAGAGAAUAGAAGAGAAGGGGGUCCCAGAGGAUAUGCGAGGGAAGGAUAAAAUCGUGUUUGGGAAUAUCCACCAGAUUUAUGACUGGCAUAAAGAUUUCUUCCUGGCUGAACUGGAAAAAUGUAUCCAAGAGCAAGACAGAUUGGCCCAGCUGUUUAUUAAACAUGAGCGGAAGCUGCACAUCUAUGUGUGGUACUGCCAGAACAAGCCACGCUCGGAGUACAUCGUGGCUGAGUACGAUGCCUACUUUGAGGAGGUAAAACAGGAGAUAAAUCAAAGGCUGACACUUAGUGACUUUCUCAUCAAGCCUAUUCAGAGAAUAACAAAGUACCAGUUGCUCCUCAAGGACUUCCUGAGGUACAGUGAGAAGGCUGGUUUGGAAUGUGCAGAUAUUGAGAAAGCUGUGGAGUUAAUGUGCCUUGUUCCCAAACGCUGCAAUGACAUGAUGAAUUUGGGGCGCCUGCAGGGCUUUGAGGGUACCCUGACUGCCCAGGGCAAGCUUCUGCAGCAGGACACGUUCUACGUGAUUGAGCUGGAUGCCGGCAUGCAGUCCCGGACCAAGGAGAGACGUGUAUUCCUCUUUGAGCAGAUUGUCAUCUUCAGUGAACUGCUCAGGAAGGGCUCCCUCACCCCUGGCUACAUGUUCAAGAGGAGCAUUAAGAUGAAUUACUUGGUACUGGAGGAGAAUGUGGACAAUGACCCCUGCAAAUUUGCACUCAUGAACAGAGAGACUUCUGAGAGGGUCAUUCUGCAAGCUGCCAACUCAGACAUCCAGCAGGCAUGGGUACAGGACAUAAACCAAGUCUUAGAAACACAGAGGGACUUCUUAAAUGCACUACAGUCUCCCAUUGAGUAUCAACGGAAAGAAAGGAACUCAGCCGUGAUGCGGUCCCAGCCUGCCAGGGCUCCCCAGGCCAGCCCUAGGCCCUACUCCUCUGUUCCCAUGGGCUCAGAGAAGCCUCCAAAGGGCUCCAGCUACAACCCACCUCUGAAGAUAUCUACCUCCAAUGGCAGUCCAGGGUUCGACUACCACCAGUCUGGGGACAAGUUUGAGGCCAGCAAGAAUGACCUGGGAGGCUGCAAUGGGACCUCAUCCAUGGCAGUGAUCAAAGAUUACUAUGCACUGAAGGAGAAUGAAAUAUGUGUGAGCCAAGGUGAGGUGGUCCAGGUCCUCGCCGUCAACCAGCAGAACAUGUGCCUGGUAUACCAGCCUGCCAGCGAUCAUUCCCCAGCCGCCGAGGGCUGGGUUCCGGGCAGCAUCCUAGCACCCCUCACCAAAGCCACAGCAGCAGCAGAAAGUAGUGACGGGAGCAUCAAGAAGUCAUGUUCAUGGCAUACUCUACGCAUGAGAAAGCGGGCGGAAGUGGAGAACACGGGUAAAAAUGACGCCACAGGGUCUCGUAAACCCAAGGAAAUUCUGGGCACCAAAGUCUCUGUUAAAGAGACGAACAGUUCCGAGGAGUCAGAAUAUGAUGAUCUUGACCCUAAUACUAGCAUGGAGAUCUUAAAUCCAAAUUUCAUUCAAGAAGUGGCCCCAGAAUUCCUUGUGCCCUUAGUGGAUGUGACCUGCUUGCUUGGAGACACAGUGGUCCUACAGUGCAAAGUGUGCGGGCGGCCAAAGCCCACUAUAACCUGGAAGGGUCCAGACCAGAACAUCCUUGACUCAGAGAACAGCUCAGCCACAUACACGGUCUCCUCCUGUGAUUCUGGGGAGAUCACCCUGAAGAUCUGCAAUCUGAUGCCCCAAGACAGCGGGAUUUACACCUGCAUAGCCACAAACGACCACGGCACCGCGUCCACGUCUGCCACGGUGAAGGUGCAAGGUGUUCCUGCAGCCCCCAACCGCCCCAUCGCUCAGGAGAGGAGCUGUACCUCGGUCAUUCUGCGCUGGCUGCCCCCGGCCAGCACGGGGAACUGCACUAUUUCCGGCUACACCGUGGAGUACCGGGAGGAAGGUUCCCAAGUCUGGCAGCAGUCCAUCGCUUCCACCUUGGACACUUACCUCGUCAUUGAAGACCUCAGUCCUGGCUGUCCUUAUCAGUUCAGAGUCAGUGCCAGCAACCCGUGGGGAAUCAGCCUUCCCAGCGAACCCUCAGAGUUCGUGCGACUUCCAGAGUACGAUUCAGCUGCGGAUGGGGCCACCAUUUCUUGGAAGGAAAAUUUUGAUUCUGCUUAUACUGAGCUGAAUGAGAUUGGCAGGGGCCGAUUUUCGAUCGUCAAGAAAUGCAUUCACAAAGCUACCCGCAAAGAUGUUGCUGUGAAAUUCGUGAGCAAAAAAAUGAAGAAGAAGGAACAGGCUGCCCACGAGGCUGCCCUGCUGCAGCACCUGCAGCACCCCCAGUACGUGACCCUCCACGACACCUACGAGUCCCCCACCUCCUACAUCCUGAUUUUGGAGCUGAUGGAUGAUGGCCGACUUUUAGACUACCUUAUGAAUCAUGAUGAACUGAUGGAGGAAAAAGUAGCUUUCUAUAUCCGGGACAUCAUGGAAGCCUUGCAGUACCUUCACAAUUGCAGGGUUGCACAUUUGGACAUAAAGCCUGAAAACCUGCUCAUUGACCUCCGGAUUCCAGUGCCUCGAGUGAAGCUUAUUGACUUGGAGGAUGCUGUCCAGAUCUCAGGCCACUUCCACAUCCACCACCUGCUGGGGAACCCCGAGUUUGCUGCUCCAGAAGUGAUCCAAGGCAUCCCUGUCUCUUUGGGCACAGACAUCUGGAGCAUCGGGGUUCUGACAUAUGUCAUGCUCAGUGGGGUAUCCCCUUUCUUAGAUGAGAGCAAAGAGGAGACAUGUAUCAAUGUCUGCAGAGUGGAUUUCAGCUUCCCCCAGGAAUACUUCUGCGGUGUGAGCAAUGCUGCCAGGGACUUCAUCAACGUGAUCUUACAGGAAGACUUCCGGAGACGGCCAACGGCAGCCACCUGCCUGCAGCAUCCGUGGCUACAGCCUCACAAUGGCAGCUACUCCAAGAUCCCCCUGGACACCUCCCGCCUGGCGUGCUUCAUAGAACGCCGCAAGCACCAGAAUGAUGUACGGCCUGUUCCCAAUGUCAAGAGCUACAUUGUGAACCGGGUGAACCAAGGAACAUAG
Dipodomys spectabilis (banner-tailed kangaroo rat) is the source of this 3949-nucleotide messenger RNA. RefSeq names its product kalirin-like. Gene Ontology annotation, molecular function: protein kinase activity; protein binding; guanyl-nucleotide exchange factor activity. The record is from RefSeq and is a predicted model, not a curated record. Bases 89 to 3949 code for a protein of 1286 amino acids. Gene Ontology annotation, biological process: intracellular signal transduction; axon guidance; protein phosphorylation. Lineage: Eukaryota; Metazoa; Chordata; Mammalia; Rodentia; Heteromyidae. The transcript has 28 exons. Gene Ontology annotation, cellular component: postsynaptic density; cytoplasm.